Molecule: messenger RNA, 726 nt
Organism: Paramecium sonneborni
Lineage: Eukaryota; Ciliophora; Oligohymenophorea; Peniculida; Parameciidae
Source: the annotation of a GenBank genome assembly
AUGGGAUCAGCAGUUUGUAUAUAAGAAAAUCAAAAUUAUGGAAAUGAGGUUAUUUAGAAUUCAAAUGAUGUUUAACUUAACAAUAUUACAUUUGCUAAAGAAUAAUCAUCAAAAUUAGAUCAUUCCAAUCUUAAACAUCCCAGUUUAAAAAAGAAACAAAUCACCUAAAUUAAAGUAACUGUUCCAGAUGACCCUAUUAGUAUGAUCAAUUAAUUUAAUUAUUUUUAGAUUUAAGCAAUAAUUAAUCAAGUAUUUUAUUAUCAGAAAAAUAAGAACCAACUACUUCUGUAUUUCCAAAUUAGUAAAUUAUUAAGUAAACUUAGUGAUACAAACUAAUAAGGAGAAAUUAAUCAUUACUAAAAUAUUUAAUUAUUUGGAAGAGAAGUUUAAUAAUCAUUUAAACUGAACUCAACAUAGAAAUUAGUUUCUUCUUUAUAAGAAGAAGUUCUUUAAUGUAAGUUGUCAUUUUAAAAAUUAGAUCAGAAUUCAAAGAAUAAAACUCACAGUAUUCAAAAUCUUAAAAAGACGACAAAAGAUAAAAACUACUUAAUAUGAAUUUAGUUGAAGAUAAUGUAUUUGAUAGUUCAAUUAUAUAAGCUUGAUGAUUACAUCUAAUACGAUUGGAAGAAUACAAAAUUUCAAUUAAUUAGUAUCAAUGAUUAAAAUUUAUUGAAGAAACUUAAUUCAGCUAAAACUGUGACGAAAUAAGUUAAAAUUAAUUUUUGA